CGCUCUGGCUGGGCUGCCGAGCACAUUCUUCGUGCCUGCUCGAACAUGUGGCUCUCACGCAGUGUCAGUUGUCAGCUGUGCGGUCGGAGUCGGGAAGGCUUUCUUUUUUUUCCUUUUUUUUUUAGUUGGGAACUUUCAAGCAAGUGAAGUGAGUCAGUUAUAGCGCGGCACGAGGGAGGACGCCACCCAGCCCCGCCGCUGGGAUCCUGCGCGUGGAGCUUCUGCCCGCUUCUCCUCUGAGGACUCGGCAGCUCAGCGAAGAGCGACUUCUCUCUCGGGGAUUUUACUUGUUUCACCUUCACCCAUUUCCACUCAUUCACACACACGCACACACACACGCACACACGGGAUGGUUGUUGUCGUCGUCGUUCGGACGCGGCUUUUUCCUCUUUGGGAUUAACAGCAGCGGAGGAGACAUGAAAGUGACGGUGUGUUUCGGGAGGACGCGCGUGGUCGUUCCGUGUGGAGAUGGGAACGUAAAAGUGCAAAGCCUUAUCGAACAAGCAGCCAUGAGGUAUAAAAAGGCCAUUGCAAAGGACCCCAGCUACUGGGUUCAGGUCCACAGACUGGAGCAUGGCGAUGGAGGCAUUUUGGACCUUGAUGAUAUGCUGUGUGACGUGGUAGAUGACAAGGAUAGGCUGGUUGCAGUGUACGAAGAGCAAGAUCCACACAAUGGAGGGGACGGAACCAGCGCCAGCUCCACGGGAACGCACAGCCCAGAACCGUUUGCCAGCGAGAUGAAUUCGGCGUCAGCAUUCCAGCCCUACCAAGCUGCAAGCGAGAUCGAGGUCACAACAUCUGCUCUGCGAUCAAGCAUGUCGCUGAAUGUCCGUCGAGGCAGCGAUCCCUCGUUGGCUGACCUGCCUCCAGGUGAGGCUCUGGUUGGUCAAGACGAACCGUCAAGAAAGAACCCGACUCGCUGGUCCACAACUGCUGGUUUCCAGAAGUACAACAACAAGCCAAACCCUCGGGGCGCCUCAAGCACCCUGGAACAACAGGGCAGGGGUGCCCAAGCCUAUCGGAGUCUUCCUCGUGACGCGAGUGGCUGGAUUGCUCAGUUUCACAGAGACAUGCUUCGUUCUUCCCUUAGUGCCAACCACCCUAUGGUUGACCAGUGGCUUGACCAGCAGGAACAGGAGGAGGAAGAAGCAGAGCAAAGAAAAAACGAAAGGAGGAUUGAGCGAAUCGAGCCUGUAGGGAGGGCCGACUCUUCACUGGACCGUUCACCUGUGUUAAGUCUUGAAAGCAUGCUCAAGCCGGUCGAAGUGUCCAAUGAAGGAGGGCCCCUGGGGAUCCACGUAGUUUCUUUCAGUUCACAUGACGUUAGGACUCAGGGCUUGCUGGUGAAACGCUUGGAGCCUGGAGGAAAAGCUGAGCACGAGCGUCUCUUCCAGGAAAACGACUGCAUCGUCAGGAUUAAUCAGGGAGACAUUCGCAACCUGCGCUUCGAACAAGCUCAGAACAUUUUCAGGCAGGCGAUGGGUUGCCCGGUCAUUCUUUUCCAUGUGGUUCCUGCCUCCAUGAAGAGACAAUAUGAAAUGCUUUCGGCCCAGAACGAGCUCAGUUCACCCCAGUCAACGAGGGUCCGCUUUAGCCAAGACUCCCAGCAUCCAGGGGACCGGUCGAUUCUGGAUGCAGGGACGUCGUCCAGAUCUAGGCAACAAGAGGCCGUCCACCUCGAUCACCAAGGUCCUCUGGCAGGAAGCACCCCAGAACCAAGUCGGCGGUAUGCCACCUUACCCCAUGCCGUACCUCACCUCAUAAUCUCCAGGACUCCCUCAGCGCCUUCCCCCUCCCUGCAGCGCAGAAUAAGCACAACUCCGUCCAACAGCUCCUACCUAAAGAAAAAAGGACGCAGCUUCAACAUCCAGCUGAAGAAAGGUCCAGAGGGUCUCGGUUUCAGUAUCACCUCCAGAGACGUCCCUAUUGGAGGAAGUGCUCCCAUUUACAUCAAAAACAUUCUCCCUCGAGGCGCUGCCAUCCAAGAUGGACGACUGAAAGCUGGAGACCGGCUGUUGGAGGUUAGUGGAGUAGACCUGAAUGGAAAGAGCCAGGAGGAAGUGGUAGCCCUGCUUCGAGCCACACCCAUGGACGGGACGGUGAACCUGUUGGUGCUUCGUCAGGAGGACCUACUUCUGCCACGAGAAGUGAAACAGGACAAUGACACGGUGCUAACCCCGGACGGAACACGAGAGUUUCUGACGUUUGAGGUCCCUCUGAAUGACUCGGGCUCCGCUGGCUUGGGGGUCAGCGUUAAGGGGAACCGCUCCAAGGAGAACCAUGCUGAUCUGGGCAUCUUUGUGAAAUCCAUAAUUCAUGGAGGUGCUGCUAGCAAGGACGGACGUCUUCAAGUCAAUGACCAACUAAUUGCAGUCAAUGGGGAGUCGCUGCUCAGGAUGACCAAUCAGGAUGCCAUGGAGGCGCUUCGGAAGUCCAUGUCAGUAGAGGGCAACAAACGUGGGAUGAUUCAGCUCAUCGUGGCCCGGCGGUUGAUUAAGGACAGCGAGGACGGUUCAGGAAUGUCGGAGCUUCCUGUACAUGCGCCUUUGGACGACGAUGAAGAUCAACUCUCUCAGUCACUCUACGAAACGAUUGACUGCCAGGACAACAUGCCUGCAUCACGCGCUAGCAUACAUGCACACAACGGCCUCUACCAGCUCUCUCCAACUGUGAACAUGCCACAAGACGACACGGUGAUGAUUGAGGACGAUAGGCCGCCCCUGCUUCCAGCCAACCUGUCUGACCAGUCGUCCUCCAGUUCCCACGACGACAUGGGCUUUGUGGGAGAAAACCCGGUUGCCUGGAUACGUGAGAUGCCCAAUCAUAAUGAAUGCUCUCUGAGUCCGGACGCAGAACCCGAUGUUUCCUUCCAGAGGGAGGGCUUCGCCCGCCAGAGUAUGUCAGAGAAGCGCACCAAGCAGUACGACAGCCCGGCUCAUCUGGACAUCAUCAAGAACCGCAAGUCCAAAAGCAUGGAUCUUGGUUUUGAAGAGCGACAUGUCAGCUCUUCCCCGCGUCUAAAAAAGUCCACCUCCAUGGAGAGUCUCCAGAAAGAUGCCCACGACGUCAUCGCGGGCGACGAGCUCAACGUCCAGAGGAUUCAUCCACGCAUCAUCAGGGGGAGAGGCUGCAACGAGAGCUUCCGGGCGGCAAUCGACAAGUCAUAUGUGAAACCUGGUCUCAUACCAAGGGAAGAAAACAGCGUGGAGACAUUGGAUGAAGACACAGAGGAGAGCUACCGGUCAGGCCUCGAGUCGAUGUCCACGAGCGGCGACCUCAGCCUAGGCGGCGGGCUGGUUGAUGACAAACAGAAGGACGGUGCCCUGGGCGGGCCGAAGGAAACCAAGAGCGUGGACAAGGAGAAAGACAAGGACAAAAACAAACCAAAGAAGGGUGUGCUGAAGGGCCUGGGUGAGAUGUUCAGGUUUGGAAAGGGCAAGAAGGACGAGGACAAGGUGGAGAGAAAGAGCUCAAGAAGAUCGAAAGCUGAAGAUAUGCAAGCAUAUGAAGAUGAAACCAUCCAAAUGAAGCAGGAACAGGAAAGAAUCCAGGCCAAAACGCGGGAAAUUCGGGAGCGGCAGGUGAAGGAGCGGGAAUAUGCUGAGAUCCAAGACGUCGUCAGCCGCACCUUCAGCUCAGACGAGGAGCACACCUACGCCGGCAUCGGGUCGCUGGGCUCGUCUCAAGACAGCGGCAGCACCGACCCCUACGGCCACCACUACCACCUCCCUCAGAGCCCGCAGAGCCCUCGAUCCCCCGUCAACCCACAGCGCAACGGACCGCCUCUGGAGGCGCUGUACGCCCAGGUCAACAAGCACCGCAACGGCCGACCAGCGGCACCCGACAGCAGUCAGAUGGCUCCCAGCAACCAUGACCGGAUACAGAGGCUGAGGCACGAGUUCCAGCAGGCCAGGCAGGGGGAGGAGCCAGAGGAACAUCAGAGCUCCUACAGCUUCGACCAGUCCUGGGUGAGCAACGGGACCGAGACGCCGAGCGGACGCCACUCUGCCACAGCCGAGACUCAGCAGCAGCAGCAGCAGCAGCAGCAAGAAGACGGAGACGGUUUCCAACAGGCGCCGAAGCAGUACAACUCUCUGCCACGGCAACCUCGAAAGAACCCCAGCAUGGCGUCCCAGGAUUCCUGGGAGCGGUCCUACCCACCGUCCGAGGGAUUCCAGACGCCCAAAGAGAACGCCCGGCUCUCCACGGGUCCGGGCCCUCGCAACGGCUUCCCGGGGAAACCCAGCCUGAACGCCCGGGUCCUGCUGGAGACCCAGGAGCUGCUGAGGCAGGAGCAAAGGCGGAGAGAACAGGAGGCCAGCAAAACCCGAGCAGCUCUCGCGCAGGAGGCCGCUAACAGCAGCAGCGGCUCCGGCGCCGGCGUCUACCACCACAGCCAGGCCUCAACCCCAGGCCACGCCCCAAACCACACCCCAAACCACACCCACACCUCACAGCGGUCCAAAGGCCCCUACAGGCAGGAUGUUCCUCCAUCACCCACACAGCUGGCCAAACUGGGCCACCGUCAGGGCUCAGAGAAGGGACGGUUUUUAUAUUCCCGAGGGCAGGAGGGAACGGGAAGAGAUCCGAACAAGCAUUUACACAGCAUGAACGCAAAGUAGGCAACGAGUCUGCUUUUAUAUACUUAGGUAAAAAAAAAAAGUAUUGAUCGGUUAUAAAUUUGUAAUAUUUUAAAGACAGAUUUUUUUAAAUAAUAUAAAAUUCAUAGUUGUUUUUUUUUUUUAGCUGUAACAAAAGUAAAUCAGAGAGGUUAACUGUUUCAUAUAUUUUGUAUAAAGUGCCUUUCUUCUCUUUGUCACCCAUCCAUCCAUCAUAUAAGGUCAAACACAGAUGUUUUGUACCCUCCGCACUGCAAAAACACUCAAUCUUACCAGGUAUUUUGUCUUUUUUGUAUAAUUUCUAGAUAAGACAAAACUAACUUAGAAGUAGCUUUUCAGCUACAUAUAGGAACUUGUUUUAGUUCAAUAACUCUUGAAUGACAAAUUAUAAAACUUCUUGAUAGAAGUGAAAUAAUCUGCCAGUGGAAUUCUGCCUGUCACUGAAAUAAGUUUUUCUGGGCGAUAAAUUGUCCUGGGAGUUAUCGCGAUAAACAAUAAUAUUGCUGUUUUGAUACCUUUUUCUCAAAGAUCAAUGAACUUUACAUUCUAAUGAACUAUUAACAUUGGAACUGGAAUAUGUUUUAAAUAUGCAAAAUAAUAACUAUAGUAAUAAUAAUAAAAAAAGAAACAAAUAAAGUGAGCGAAAUUGUCCUUCAAAAUAUCAAUUAGUUGAGACCAAAGCAGCAGACUGAAGACUUUGGUGAUUCAGUUUUUGGUUAAAAAGAAAAGAGAGAAAAUGGAACAAUGAUAAAUCAUGCAGAUGGAAAUUAUCAAGUUCGUUUUAAUUCACAAUGUGAUAUAAGACUUUGUCGCUUUAUUGUGACAGGCCUCACUAGAACUUGCACUUUCAUUUGUCUGUAGUGUCCAAACGUUUUGCUCUGGGAGCCAAAAGUUGCAAAUUUUAACUCGUAUUUCAUUUCAUUAAUAUUGAAUAUGACAAAAAUUGUUUAUUGUGAUUUUUUUUGAUUUUUUUUGUUAUAUCUUGCUCGAUAAAAUCUUUUUUAGUGAACUCUACAAAUCCAUUCAGAUCAAAAACACAAACAAAAAAUUCUUUUCGUUGCCUUUUUCAAAGCAAGACUGACAAUUUCCAAAUUUCCGGGCGUCAUCAGUUGUUUUCUAAUUUGUCGGCCAAAGUUUUACCGUUUUUGACUCGCAGUCGGGAGUCGAGGGCGGCCGAUAAAAAUCAUUUCAAGGGCCACAAAUGGCCCCCAGGCCACACUUUGGACGCUUCCUACAUCCUGAUGAAAAGUUACUCGUAACCCAGUUUUGUCUUCAAGCGUAUUAAGAUAUUUGCUCUAAAGCGAACCAAAAAUACUUCAGAUGUGAUGAGCUCAUGGAUCUCUGUUGGUUUAACCAGGUUUAUUGUUGCUCUUCAUGUCUGCCUGUGUGAUUAGUGCAGGCAGGAACCGACAUGCAGACACACACACAGGACUGGAGGUUUAAGGAGCUUGGGCCAACUGUGAAGUCAAAGCUUGGAUUUCGGGCACACACACACACACCCACACACGCCCACAUGCCCUCACACACACGCCCUCCUCCUAUAUUCACUAUGAUAAUCCUGAGUUCUCUCUUCCUCUCGGCUGGCUGCUUUAUCUCGGCGUUCUCUCCUCACGCCGUCGCCCUCAUCCCUCCGCUCCCUCAGUCGAAGAAGAAAACAGCUUUAGAUCUCCUUUUAUUCUCGCUCUGCUCCACUCACCCAGGGACAACCGGCAGAACAAAACGGGGUCAGCGUCGGGUUAUUAAUUAAUGCGUCGAGUCAAAAAUGAACGCGGCCCUUUGUGUGUGUUUGCUGUCAUGUGCGGAGGCGGGCGGGGCGGGGAGGGUGACGCCGCCGCCUCUGGCUUCACCUAGUAGUGACUCGGUUGUAACCAGAGCUGUUUCUCAAUGAAUAUUUCAUCGCCAUGGGAGACCGGCACGUCGGCUGUGCAGUUGGUGCCUCUCUGUACAAUGGAGCUGAUUUUUGUUUUCCCUCUUGAUUGUGGCCAUUCAUAAGAACCCACUCAGGAGCCCUUUCUUUGUUCAGUCAAUAAUUAGCGGCGCGUUGUGUUUCCGUGCUCAGUUUACCGGGAGAGGUCUGGCAGUGUGAGGCUUUUUAAUGAUAAGGAAAUUAAAGGUGAGGAUUUUUGGAAGAACCAGCAGAGUAACGUCAGGGUUUCUCCCCAGAAGGGCCUGCUGAGCCUGGCAGCAGGACGCUCCACCAGCUGCCUGAUGUGUUUUUGAGUUCAAAAAUGUGAAAAGUUGGGGCGUGCUGUGGUGGCGUAGGGGAUAACGUGACCCACGUUUGGAGGCCUUGAGUCCUCGACGCCUUGAGUCCUUUGCCGACAUCCCUCUCUCCUUCCCCCUUUCCUGUCUGCCUACUUUCAUAUAAGGGACACUAGAGCCCACAAAAGACCCCCUGGAGGGGAGAAAAAAAAAAGUGAAAAGUUGCAAAAAUUUGUAGGUGAACGAGCAGGCAUCAGAACUUGGAAAUAAGAGCGUGUGAGGCCAACAGGAAGUUUGAUUUUUCCUUACCUUUUGUAUUAUUAGAUGAUCCAGUUUCAAUAAAUGAUCAGUUUAUCUUCGGGCAUUAGCAUAUACUUUGCAGAGAUGCUAACAACUCUCUAUGAGCCUCCGUAUUCUUGGUUUAUACGUCUUAAACCCAUAAUACAUAAGAUUACACAAGUCCAAAGUACUGCAGUACUCCCUUUGUAAACAAUAUACCAUGAUAUGGUUCACAUAAAGUUCAAACCUAGCAAAGUCCUUAAAGGAAAGCUGAUUGGAACUGAUCAGAAUCUCAGCUGCAGACCAAGUUCAACUAAAUCAGAUGUUUCUAAUUUUAUGUAUCAGCUGCAGGAAUCAACUGCUUGCUGCCUAAGUGCACGAAAACAUCGCCACUGGCUUUUGAAAACAUACAGUACGUGUCAUUCAUCAUGUGACAGUAUGUUAAACUGGUGUCCCUACAGAAAGAACAACAUUCAGCCCAGUUCUUUAGGUCCAUGUGGAAUACGUCACCAGACCUGUCUUACUUCCAGAGUUUCACUCUUAUAGAGUAAAAUAUUGCAGUCACAUCCUGAUCUGUGACAGUUUAGAAGGUUGUUGGUCUACAGUUUUUAGCGUAAUAGCUGUAUCCUUUUUUUUCCCCCCUAAUCAAUCCUAAUCAGCAUCCAAAGCAUCCAUGUUUGACUCUUGACGAGUUCAGGAUAAUGUAGUGUUGGUUUUCAGAGAACAUUCUUCCACAUGCUUGCUGUGUCUCAUGCAGGCUAACAGCAGCUAAUAGUUGUUCUGUCUGCAGAUUUUUUCACCUGAGCUGCGGAUCUCUGCAGCCCCUCCAGAGUUAUCAUGGGUUUCUUGGCUGUUCUUGCCUGGCCUGUCACUCGCUGCGUUUCAGUUGACCAUAAAAUUAUGCAAAUUGGAAUUCUGAAAAUAAAUUUGCCUAAUGGAAACAUGACAAUUUUGAUAAAAGACUCUUUUCAAUAAAAACUUUUUGCGCUACUAUCAACAAGGUGGUUUUUCAGUUUUAAAAUUGGUGUAUUUUGUAAAACUGCAAUGGAAACACAAGUUCAUAUUCAGCAUCGACGGCAUUAUUUAUGGGCACUACUUGGACAUUGCGCAGCUAGCUCCACCAGAGGCCUCAUGACAGAAUUCAUCAAAAGUUAAGUUUCUUCGUAUUGAAUAUGUUGCUUUUCUGUAAAACCAGCAACUACAGUUUUCCCAAAACGCUGCGUGCUUGGGGGGUUGUUCCGUCAGACCGUCAGUUCCCAAAACCACACAAAGAAACGCCUCAUAAAAACGCAAACAGGACCGGUGCGACCACGCCAGACCACGCACAGGGUGAAAAGCUCGGGGUCCAAAUGAUCCCCUCCCUUAAGACCGUGGGAGCGUCAAUAGAAACAGUUUUAUUUUGCUUGGUUCAAAGAGGUACAGUAGUUAUGAUCCUACCCUGCUUUUGACGACUCGCUGCACAUCCUACUGUUUGACUUCCUUAACCAGAACCUGAAUAAGAAGCUUGAUGUUCUUCACAGCUGAAUAAAAAGGCAUCUAGUGAAACAUGCUACCUUAUAUAUACAUUAAAAAAAAGCAACCCAGCUCCUGUUUGCCUUCCCAGCAUGCUUCUGCGUAGGUGGCCAUGUGUUUCUGUUUCUGUAAACACCGCCAGUGACUGGACUCGUCGGCCGCCGUACGGACGGCUCGGCCGCCGAGUGGGAGGGAGAGGAGAUGGGAGGCCUGACCCCUCUGGGUGACUCAGCGGAUGCAGUAAUCAGCAGCGCCCCUCUGAGUCUCCGGCACAAACGGGGAGGUUAGCGGCGAGGCGCUUUUUCAGCCGCUUUCAUCUGCGCGUCUGUUCAGCGUCGUUCCAGGUUCAGAUCUGCUGCUCUGCUCGGCUGAAAGUUCUGCCAGCUUUCCGAGUGUGUGUGUGUGUGGGGGUGGGUGUGUGUGUGUGUGUGUGUGUGUGGGGGUGUGUGUGUGUGUGUCGGAUGGCUCUGCUCGUACUCAGCAGCUUUAUUAACCAAUGUUCUGUAUGUUUUAUCGUAAACUGGAGGGACGCCUGCAAUAAUGUGUUUUUUUUUCAUCACAUGCAAAUUUGAUCAUGUUUUAUAUAUUAUUUGUGUUGUAUAAUUAAUGUUUGAAUGCCGGACUUUUUCCCAUAAAGCUAUUGUUUUCGGGGGACUUUUUGUCUUUUUUUUUAAACGACCAAAAGAGAAAUAUAUUAUUGUUUCAUUGUGUUUUUAUGACCAUCCUUCAUUGUGUUUUAUUAUCCACAGUAUGGCACUAUGCUGGUGAAAAAUGACUAACGUAAGCACUGUGCAAUUUCCCCCUUUUUUUUCUUUUUUUUUUACAAUGAUGUAUUAAGAAAUGUCUUUGCUGUUCUCUUUACAUACAGUCUGCACUUGUCAGUGAAUAAAUUGAGGGUAGUCUCAGCCUUUGUAACAAUAACUUCUCUUGAUUGUGUUGCUUUAACAUUCACAAAUGGCUUCUCUCCCAGAGAAAGAUGCAUAAUUAAAGGCAAACAAUGAAUAUCUUA
Molecule: messenger RNA, 9621 nt
Organism: Xiphophorus hellerii (green swordtail)
Lineage: Eukaryota; Metazoa; Chordata; Actinopteri; Cyprinodontiformes; Poeciliidae
Product: partitioning defective 3 homolog
Exons: 24
Coding region: 417-4622 (1401 amino acids)
Biological process (GO): cell adhesion; establishment of centrosome localization; intracellular protein localization
Cellular component (GO): cell cortex; adherens junction; apical plasma membrane
Molecular function (GO): protein binding; phosphatidylinositol binding
Source: RefSeq, a predicted model, not a curated record